This is a messenger RNA of Chrysochloris asiatica (Cape golden mole), 2179 nucleotides long. RefSeq names its product dual-specificity tyrosine-(Y)-phosphorylation regulated kinase 3 (gene DYRK3). Gene Ontology annotation, cellular component: nucleus. The record is from RefSeq and is a predicted model, not a curated record. Gene Ontology annotation, molecular function: ATP binding; protein serine/threonine kinase activity; protein serine/threonine/tyrosine kinase activity. The coding region runs from base 163 to 1926 and encodes 587 amino acids. NCBI's taxonomy places the organism in Eukaryota, Metazoa, Chordata, Mammalia, Afrosoricida, Chrysochloridae. The transcript has 3 exons. Gene Ontology annotation, biological process: cytoplasmic stress granule disassembly; positive regulation of cell cycle G2/M phase transition; peptidyl-serine phosphorylation.
UCAGGGCCAGUCGCGAACGAAGGCGCGCGGAGCUGCAGCAUCUGGUUGAGAAUCCCCGGGGAAGCGUCGCGGCCCGGGAGGCAACCCUUCCAGCGCAGGUGGUCGCGCCUAGCCGGAGUCUCCAACCGCCGCCCCUCCUCCGUAGGGGUCUCGAGCUUGCGGAUGGGAGGCACGGCUCGCGGACCUGGGCGGAAGGAUGCGGGGCCGCCCGGGGCCGGACUCCCGCCCCAGCAGCGGAGAUUGGGAGAUGGUGUCUACGAUACCAUCACGAUGAUAGAUGAAACCAAAUGUCCGCCUUGUUCAAAUGUUCUCUGCACUCCUUCAGAACCACCUCUACCCAGAAGACUCAAUAUUACCACCGAGCAGCUGACAAGAGACCAUACUCAGCACUUUCUGAAUGGAGGUGAGAUGAAGGUAGAGCAGCUAUUUCAAGAAUUUGGCAACAGAAGAUCUGAUACUUUUCAGUCCGCUGUCGUCACUGACUCUGAAAAAUGCUCUCCUACCGUUUCUCAGGGUAAAAGUUCAGACAGCCUGAACACAGUAAAAUCCAGUAGUUCCUCCAAAACACCCAAAGUGGUACCACUGAAUCCCGAGCAAGCCCUGAAGCAGUAUAAACACCACCUCACUGCAUAUGAGAAGCAGGAAAUCAUCACGUAUCCAGAAAUUUAUUUUGUGGGCCCAAAUGCUAAAAAGAGACCUGGUGUUAUUGGUGGUCCCAAUAAUGGGGGUUAUGAUGAUGCAGAUGGGGCCUAUAUUCAUGUACCUCGAGACCACGUAGCUUAUCGAUAUGAGGUGCUGAAAAUCAUUGGCAAGGGGAGUUUUGGGCAAGUAGCCCGGGUCUACGAUCACAAACUUCGACAGUAUGUGGCCCUAAAGAUGGUGCGCAACGAGAAGCGAUUCCAUCGCCAAGCUGCUGAGGAGAUCCGGAUCUUGGAGCAUCUUAAAAAACAGGACAAAACUGGCAGCAUGAACGUUAUCCACAUGCUGGAAAGUUUCACAUUCCGGAACCACGUUUGCAUUGCCUUUGAAUUGUUGAGCAUAGACCUUUAUGAGCUCAUUAAGAAAAACAAGUUUCAAGGUUUCAGUGUCGAGUUGGUGCGCAAGUUUGCCCAGUCCAUCCUGCAAUCCCUGGAUGCUCUCCACAAAAAUAAGAUCAUUCACUGUGACCUGAAGCCAGAAAACAUUCUCCUGAAACACCACGGGCGCAGUGCAACCAAGGUCAUUGACUUUGGAUCCAGCUGCUUCGAGUACCAGAAGCUGUACACAUACAUCCAGUCUCGUUUCUACAGGGCUCCAGAGAUCAUCUUAGGAAGCCGCUACAGCACGCCCAUUGAUAUAUGGAGUUUUGGUUGCAUCCUUGCAGAACUUUUAACAGGACAGCCUCUCUUCCCUGGAGAGGAUGAAGGAGACCAGUUGGCCUGUAUGAUGGAGCUUCUAGGGAUGCCACCACCAAAACUUCUGGAACAAUCCAAACGUGCCAAGUACUUUAUUAAUUCGAAGGGCCUACCACGUUAUUGCUCUGUGACUACUCAGGCAGAUGGGAGGGUUGUUCUUGUGGGGGGCCGCUCACGUAGGGGUAAGAAGCGGGGUCCCCCGGGCAGCAAAGACUGGGUAACAGCACUGAAAGGCUGUGAUGACUACUUGUUUAUAGAGUUUUUGAAAAGAUGUCUUCAUUGGGACCCCUCUGCUCGCCUGACCCCAGCUCAAGCAUUAAGACAUCCUUGGAUUAGCAAGUCCAUGCCUAGACCUCUUACCACAGAAAAGGUGUCAGGGAAACGGGUAGUAAAUCCUACAAAUGCGUUUCAGGGACUGGGUUCCAAACUGCCUCCAGUUGUUGGAAUAGCCAACAAGCUUAAAGCUAACUUAAUGUCAGAAACCAACGGUGGUAUACCACUGUGCAGUGUAUUGCCAAAACUGAUUAGCUAAUGGACAACAAACAGUGUGCUCGGAAAUGCAUAUACAUAUAUUUUUAAUUAUCUUGCAAACUUAAAAUUGGAAGUAAAGGAAAAAAUAUAAGCCCGUUGAUGGAUAUGUUUUGUUAAGACUAGACUUUUUUUUUUUUUUUUUUUAAACAGGCAAAACAUUUUUAUAUGAUUGUAAAAACUCUUCAAGGGCUAAUUACCUAACCAGCUUGUAUUGGCCAUCCUGGGAUAUACAUUAAAUGACUUUUUAUAGGUCA